Molecule: messenger RNA, 5334 nt
Organism: Sardina pilchardus (European sardine)
Lineage: Eukaryota; Metazoa; Chordata; Actinopteri; Clupeiformes; Clupeidae
Gene: cfap65
Product: cilia and flagella associated protein 65
Exons: 31
Coding region: 1-5244 (1747 amino acids)
Biological process (GO): sperm axoneme assembly
Cellular component (GO): sperm flagellum; cytoplasm
Source: RefSeq, a predicted model, not a curated record
AUGCUUCUGACCCUGCACCUGAAGAACGUGCACGGCAAGCUGCGGCGGCUGCGCUUCAGGCCGCCCGCCUCCAAGGCCUUCACCACGCUCUUCCCACAGGUCAUCACCCUCAGCCCCGGCACCUCCUUCUCCAUGCCCGUCACCUUCAGGCCACUGGAGCGGUGUGAGUACCAGGACACCAUUGAGUUCCAGGGCAAAGAGGGCACGUUCCAAGUGUCCCUCCGGGCCACCAUACCCCGUCACAGCCUGGAGCUCCCUGAGCAGGUGCAGCUGCCCGCUUGCGCCGCCCAUCACAGCACCCAGACCACCUUCACCCUCCGCAAUCCCAGUAAGCUGCGCACCGGGUUCAGCUGGGAGGUGGAUGGCCCGUUUCAGCUCUCUCCAGAGAGUGGGGUGCUGGCGCCGGGUGAGGAGGCUCAGGUCACGGCGCUCUUCCGCCCCCUAGAGGCCCGGGUGUAUCAGACGGAGGCCAGCUGUGCCUUUGGGGACCAGGGAGAGAACAGCUGCUCUAUGCUCCUACAGGGCCUGUCUAAGUACCCGUACCUGGAGAUACGAUCCCUGGGAGAGGAGGAGGGCUGUACGCUGCUGGAGUUUGGAACUAUGGCCUUCGGUAGCUCCCAGGAAAAGCACUUUGAGAUAUUCAACCCCUCUCCAGUCACCUCGUCCUUCUCCCUAUCUCGCCUGCGGCGGCCCGCUCUGUUGGACAGCGUGUUUGAGUGCUCGGUGCGCGAGGGCCUGCUGACCCCGGGGUCGUCCGUGCAGGUGCCUGUGCGUUUCUCCCCGGUGGCGGUGGACAACAGCAGUGUGGAGUACCUCUGUCUCUCGUCUCCCGGGGCGCUGAGCAAGAAGCUGAUCAAACUCACCGGCUCCUGCAGCGGUCCGCUGGUGUCCCUGAGCGCGUCCGUGCUGGACUUCGGCUGCGUGGCAGAGGGCGGGCGUGCCACGCGCGUGCUGCAGCUGACCAACUCCGCGGGCGUGGAGGGGCACUACCAGUUCGACGUUGGCGCCGACGGGCACAGCGUCUUCAGCGUGGAGCCGCCCAGGGGCACGGUGGCCCCCAACGCCUCCGUCACCGUCCAGCUGCACUUCUGCCCUCGCCACCCCAUCGCCCACCACCGCAGACUGGCCUGCCUCGUCAUGCACAGGGAGCCUCUGUUCCUGGACGUGAUUGGCACCUGUCACUCAGAGCAGCUGAAGCCGCUGGUGCUGCGUCCGCGUCACCUGAGCCUGUACCUGCAGCACCUGCGGCGCGGACUCACCGUCUACCCGCCGGACAUCCUCAGCGCCAUGCUGGCCCAGAAGACACUGCAGCUGGACCAGGACGGCACCCUCAACAUACCACAGGAUAUGUCUCAGGAAGUGGUUCCUUCCGACCCUCUGACGCCCAUGACCCCGAUGGACGAGUAUUUCCAGCUGGAGAGCGCAAGCGUGUCCGUCAAGCGCCCCCCUCGCGGCGCCCCCCACCCCGGCUGCCACGUCUCCGUGGACCCCCCCGAGCUGCUCUUCCACGAGGCCCCGCGCUCGCGCUCCCUGGCCCUCACCAACCACACCAAGGGCAAGCUGUGCCUGCUGUGGACCGGCGGCGGGCCGGACUCCCCGUUCAGCGUGUCCCCCGAGACCUGUGAGCUGGGGCCCCUGAAGACCACGGACGUCAGGGUCACCUACUGCCCCCUGCAGGACAACACCGUGCACGGCGCUCAGCUGGAGUGCUUCGCCGUCUAUAAGGUGCUGCGGGACCACCGGCUGACGGAGGAGGUGACCCUGUGCCCUCCGUGGUGUGUGACGGUGCGCGUGAGUGGACACUCCUUCCAGCCCGGCCGCGAGCCCUUCCUUCCCCGCUGCAGCCUGAUCAGUCCUCAUGUGGUGUUCCCAGCUCUCCCUGAGGUGUCGUACCGUACGGUUCUGCUGCAGAACACGGGUGACCUGCCCCUGCUGUUCCGUCUGGGCUGUGAGGAGUGCCCAGCCGUGUCAGUGCUGCCCUCCAGCGGCCUGGUGCCGCCUGGCAGCCACCAGGUGCUCUGCCUCAGGUCAACCCCCUCAGAGGAGCGCACGGACGCCCUGACCCUGCCAGUGCACCUCAACGCCUGCCCCAAAUACACCCAGGAGCUGACGGUGGUCAGUGUGGCGGAGAGGCCUCGCGUGUGUGUGGAGGGGGACGGGUGUGUGUUCUUCAAGCCGACGGCGGUGGGGUGUGUGUCGGAGCGGGCGGUGCGCAUGCGCAACGUGAGCCGGCUGCCGCUGCACUACCAGUGGAGGACGCGGGCAUCAGACGCCAACGCGCUCUCAGUGCAGCCCAGCACGGGCACCCUGCAGCCCAACGAGAGCAUGGUGCAGAACUGGCGUUUCACCCCGCAAGAGGAAAUGACAUACAGUUUGAAGCCCAGCCUCAUACUCUGGCCCACCCAGUCACGGUCAACCACCAGCAGGUCCCGCCUUUUCCUUCAGGCUGUGGGUGUGGCCUCCAAGGGCUCCAUAGAGGCUGGCAGUGCCGUGAUAGAUCUGGGUGAGAUGUUGGCGGGCGGCUGCAAGUCCUUCGAGGUCCCUGUGGUCAACAACGGCAGCUGCCCGGUCAGCUUCUCCAUCAGCGUCCAGCAGAGCAUCACUAACCCCUGCUCCGAAGAACAGGCUUACGAUGACGACCCCUCGGCGCUGCAGCUGGAUGUCCAGAGUGGGGUGGUCCCGGCCCGCUCCCGUCUCCUGCUGCGCUGCACGAUCACUCUGCCCCGCCGGGCCCUCUACUGCUGGGACCUCAGCUACCACACACUCAACGCUCACGGCCGUGCGCUGGGUGAUGCCCAGCCGCUGUGCCAGGUGCGUGGGCAGGGCGUGUUCCCCACGCUGGAGGUGACGGACGUGCGGGGCAGCGGCGCCGCUGAGGGCCUGAGCAAGCUGCAGCUGUGGAGCCUCCUCUCCCUGGAGCCCCUCAACACCUGCCUGCGCCGCGACCCCAGCCCCCUGGAGCUCACCCACAGGGUGCCCACGAGACACAGUCUGAGGCACUGUCCAUCUGUGUUCACGUCGUCCAUAUUGGACUUUGACUUUGGUGCUGCUCCACUGGGCUCAGAAGCCUCCUGUAUUCUGCUGGUGUUUGAGAACACCGGCAGCGUCCCGGUAGAAUGGAGCUUCCUGCUCCCGGAGGACCAGCAGAUAGAGCUGGAAUACUGGGCCGAGAGCGGAGACUUCACCCCCACCGAGCUGCACCACAUGAGGGUGCAGGACAACCGCCUCUUCUCCAUCUCCCCGCGCGCCGGGAGUCUGCCACCGGGCCAGCAGAGGGCAGUGCAGUUCACCUACAGACAUGAGUUUGCAGGCACUGACCAUCUGCCUGUGCUGCUGAAGCUCUCCUACGGCCGAGAGAUCCUGCUAAACUUUGUAGGAGUUACGGUAGAGCGAGACCAGCACUACAUCCACUUCACCUCCAGCAGACACACCUUCGCCCCGGUGGUCAUCGGAGGCUUCAACCCCCCUAAACAGGUCUAUGAGCUGUAUAACGGCGGGGCUCUGCCGCUGCGCUACCACGUGGACACGGAGCCGCUGGAGCAGCUGUCGGCCGAUAACUUCGGCCACCCGGUGCUGCAGUGCCUGACCCCCUACGGAGAGGUGCUGCCCGGCCGCACCGCCUGCACCGAGUGGAUCUUCUCCCCGCUGGAGGCCAAGACCUACAGCGUGGUCAUUCCCAUCCACGUCCUGGAGGGGGAUUCAGCGCUGAUCCAGUUUGAAGGGAGCGGCUUCGACAGCAGGGAUCUGGGCAUGAGCGCCCCCCUCAGGCUGGACCCGCGCCUGGUGCCCUGCACACAGAGGGUGCCCCUCCCUGGCCAGAUCGUGUUCCUGUCCCAAGAGAGGGUGUGUCUGGGGGACGUGCCGGUGUGUUCACGCAGCACACGACUCCUCUUCCUCACCAACGUCUCAAACACAGAGAGAGUGCUCUUCACUUGGAACCUCACCGACAAGGACCGAGAGGUAGUGGAUAUCCACCCUGAGCAGGGCAGUCUAGCAGCAGAUGAGAGUGCUCUGUGCAUCCUCACCUUACACACCUCAGGGAGCCCUUGCUUCUACCAGCUAGACCUCAUCUGUGAGGUGCUGAGUGAGAGUGUGCUGCUGCAGCACCAGGCUGCAGUGAUGCGGUGGGAGGAGGAGAAGGAGAGACAGGAGACGGAGUUCACCCUCACAGAGAAGGACCUGACCACCAGCGACCCCUCUCCUGACACAGAGAUAUCAGUCCCGAAGAGUAGCUCAACUCUCAGAAAGUACAAGACGCUGCCUCCCAUCCGGAUCAUCAGCAGUCGUGUGCUGGCUGGCGGGCCGUACGAGGGCAGACCCAGCCGUGCGGAGCGGCGUGCCCGGCGGGAGGCCCCUGAGGUGUGGGCGAGACCGGCCCCUCCCCGCCCAGCACAGCUCCACCUGGGGCUCAGCGCCCGCUCCCACUCCCUGGAGCAGUACCAGGCCUUCUUCCCCACACUCUUCAGCACACACCACAUACACAGUUCGGAGCAGCCCAGGACUCCGCCCUCUGAGUUAUCUGAAGUUCGCCCACCGACCCCCAACCUGCCUCUGCCCAGACACGGCCCGGAGAGAGACAUCCUCACACACACACUCACCUCCAUCAUCAGGAGCCUGCUGGACGACCCCCAGUUCCACGCGACGGUGCUGAAUGACCGCGACGAGCCCUUGCCCUACUUCACCCAACUCCAGCCCCUCCCCCCAUCUCCUCCUCUUCCUCCUCCACCACCUCCUCCUCUUCCUCCCCGCGAGGCCUCCCCUGGGUCCCGACGCCCGCCUGCCCGCUGCAGCAUGAGGGACGAGAGGUCAGAGGUCACGGAGGCCAGCGUGCCCCCUCCGACACCACUUGUGCAGUGGCAGCCUGACUCCUCCCCCAGGGUCGCCACGGAGCAGGCGGAGGAGGAUUCCCAGAAUGCACUGCGGGAGGAACAGCAGCGGAAAAUGGAGGAAGCGAUACGCAGGCUUCCUGAGUUUGGUGACCUGGUGGAGGACGUGUUGUUGAACACGCUGCAGAACCUGAUGACGGAGGCCUUUCUCGGGGAGCUGGUGCUCACCGCACGACCGCGCAUCAUCGCCCUCCCUCCUGUCACUCCGCCCUCCUCCCACAGGAAGCGCAGCGUCAGCUCGCGGAGGAUCUCCAGAGGUACGGUCAAGGACCCCCAGGGUCUCCCCAGGACCACUCAGGGGUCGGACGUGCCCCCCGCCACCGCCUCCUCCAACUCCGCUCCACCACAGCUGCAGUGACACGUCACCAUAUCUCUUAGAUAUCUCUUUUUAUACCCUGUUUGAAAUACAAUAAAUCUCACAUCAAUCACACAUUCAAAUAUAGACAUA